Molecule: messenger RNA, 1371 nt
Organism: Parnassius mnemosyne (clouded apollo)
Lineage: Eukaryota; Metazoa; Arthropoda; Insecta; Lepidoptera; Papilionidae
Source: the annotation of a GenBank genome assembly
AUGAUACUCAGAAGAAGAAUAAAAUUUGCCAAUGAGAGACGAAAACCGUACGUUAUCCAGGAUUUUGUAGAAGCAAAAGAAAAAUAUGUUAAUAAUAUAAUGACAGCAAUAACUACGAGCUGGAAAGAACUAUGCACUAAACAAGAAAAAGAAACUGUAUGGCAAAGUAUGUACAGAAUAAUAAAAAAAUGUAGCGCAUCUAACCAAGACAAACUGCUGAAAUCAGGCGAUGAAAUUCUUAACGCUAAUGACUCAGCAAUGUUAUUGGCAAAAUCUUUUUACCCAGAUGACGAUAAAAACAUAGAUACUGAAGAACAAACCAGAAUACGAGAUAAAGCGGAUAAAAUAACUAAAGAACUUAGAAAAAGCACGACAAUUUCUCAUCGUAGUUUUACAGAGAUAGAAAUAGAGGCAGUUCUAGAUAAAAUGGACCCCAAAAAGGCGCCUGGCGAAGAUGGCACUACGUCAGAUAUUUGCUAUCAGUCAUAUAAGACCAUGCCUUCAACACUAAUGGCUAUCUACAACAAGAGUCUCGAAAUAGGUUAUUUCCCAAAGAUCUGGAAAAAUGCCAUAAUAAAAAUAAUUCCAAAACCGAACAGAGAGGACUACACAGUUCCCAAAGCUUACCGCCCUAUUGGCUUACUUCCUAUAUUUGGAAAGAUAUUAGAGAAACUUUUUGUAACCAGGCUUCUUUGGCAAUUGGGAAAAGAGGGUAAACUUAACAGCCGACAAUACGGGUUCAUGCCGCAACGUAGUACAGAAGACGCCUUGUACGACGCUAUCUCCUUUAUAAAACAGGGGAUCAAGGAAAAAAAAAAGAUUGUUGUUGUGGUAUCCCUCGAUAUAGAAGGGGCAUUUGACAAUGCAUGGUGGCCUCAAAUAAUAAAUGAAAUGCAUAGAAAACAAGUGAGUCAAGAUAUUCUGAGACUGAUUACUAGUUACCUAUCUUCGAGGAAUAUCACGCUAAAAUAUGCAGGUGCAGUAGUUACCAAAUCUACCACCAAGGGGUGUAUUCAGGGAUCUACUUGCGGGCCUAUACUUUGGAAUAUUCUCCUGGAUCCCCUUCUCGAAAGUACAUCACAUCUGAAGGUACACGUUCAGGCGUUUGCCGACGAUAUACUUGUGAUCGCAAAAGGCCACUCAGCCAAAGCAAUUGAAGAAGAACUGAAUCCAGCCUUGGACCACAUAGUGUCAUGGGGGAAAACACAUAAGCUAAAAUUUGCACCACAGAAAACACAGGCAGUAAUAAUUACUAAAAAACUAUCUCCCGAAUUGCCGCAAAUAAAAAUGGGGAAUGUUUAUGUCCAACCAUCAGCGAGUGUAAAGAUACUUGGAGUCACAAUUGAUAAAAAUCGUAAGUAUCGCCUUUGA